Molecule: messenger RNA, 3534 nt
Organism: Paramecium octaurelia
Lineage: Eukaryota; Ciliophora; Oligohymenophorea; Peniculida; Parameciidae
Source: the annotation of a GenBank genome assembly
AUGCUAUAAGAAUAUUAUAAUAAAAAGGUGCUGUUUAUAACCGGAUGCACAGGUAAGCAUUAUAAUGAUAUAUAUAAAGGAUUUGUGGGCAAGGUAUUGCUUGAAAAGACUUUGCGUUGUUUAUCGAAUGUUGGAUAUAUUUAUGUUCUGAUCAGGCAAAAGAAAGGUAGUAGUUUGAUGGAGAGGUUUAAACGAGAGAUUUUGGAUUCACAAGUAAGGGUCUAUUAAUAAGUUAGUGUUUUGAUCGAUUGAGAUAGAUCUAUGGGGGAGGUUUUGAAAAAUUCAUAAACGAGAAGAUUAUUCCGAUUGAAGGUGAUAUGCUAAAGGAGGGUUUAGGAAUGGCUGAGAAUGAUAAAAAUGUGAUUAUUGAUAAUGUGAAUGUAAGCAAACAAAAAUAAUUAGAUUAUAAUUAACUGUGCUGCAAGCGUGGAUUUUAAUGCAAGAUUGGAUGAUGCAAUAUAAAUUAAUGUAAGAGGCCCUCAAAGAUUUAUAGCAUUAGCAUAGCAAAUUAAAAAUCUAGAAAACUUCAUUCAUAUUUCAACAGCAUAUGUGAAUUCAGAUAAGGCAGGUUAUAUAGAAGAGAAAAUAUAUGAUGUAAAUUAGGAGAACUUGGAACAAUUAGUGUCUUAAUUGUUGAAGACUCCUGUGAGUAUAUUGGAGAAAAAUGUAAAAGAUAUUAUAGGGGAUUUUCCAAACACAUACACUUUUACAAAGUGCAUUGCUGAAAAACUAUUGGUUUAAAACAGAGCUCCUAACUUUCCACUUACCUUUGUUCGACCAUCAAUAGUAGGUGCAUCAUGGAAGGACCCCACACCUGGUUGGAUUGAUAGUUUGGUGGCAAGCAGUGCCAUUUUCUUCUUUGUUGGUUUAGGAUUAAUAAAAACUUUAAAUGGGGAUGAAUGUUUGAUUGGAGAUUAAGUGCCUGUAGAUUAUGUAGCAGAUUUUAUUUUGGCUGCUGGAGCAUAUUAAAAUGGAAGGAAAGAAGUAAGUGUUUAUCAUUGCUGUUCUUCUGCAAAAAAUCCAAUGACAUGGCAGUUAGCUAAAGAGGUAAAUGCCUUAUUUUGGACACGAUCUCCGAGUUCUCAAUAAUUUUCAAAACCCAAUUUAACAUUCUAUAAAAAUGAAAAAAUUUAUAAGAUAAUGUCCAAAGUUAAAAAUGCUCCAGCUUUAAUUUAUUAUUAGGUUGCGAAUAAGAUUGGAAAUAAGGAGAUGAAGAUUUAGGCUAAAAGAUUAAAAAAGAUUAUUGAUAGAGCUGAAUCAAUUAAUGAUACUUUCAAACCUUUUGUCAUUAAUGAAUGGAUUUUUGAUAGUUCCAAUAGUAAUGUGUUAAUCAAAUUCUUAAGUGAAUCUGAUAAGCAGCACUUUAACAUUGACAUUGAAAAAUUGAAUUGGAGGUAAUAUUUAGAAAGGUUUAAUUGGGGAAUUCAAAAAUACAUCUUGAAAGAUUAAACAAGGGAAUUGAAUGAGCAAAGCACUGAUGUUCUCAGUCAAAGAAAUCAAUAGUCUUACUUUAGUGAUAUUGAAUGGUGUCUUAGUCAUGGAUAAGACUUCAAAACAAAAACCACAAAAGAACAAAUUAGUUUGGUGAUAAAUUCUCAAAGAGUGUAAUCAGUUAUCAAAUAAUUAGUUGAAGAAAAAUCUAAAAAAUAUCAAUAAACUACUCUUAAUCUUGAGAAGCUGCAUCAGAACAUAGAAAAAUAAGGUAUUGAUAUAUGUGAAGUGAUGUUUGCAAAUUAUAAUAUGGGAGUCAUAAGGAUGUUUGCAUGGUUCAUCACCAAGGUUUUUAGAUAGAUAUAUGAGAAAGUCUAAAUAAACGAGCCUGCUUUAUUAGAACUCCAAAAUUAUGAUUAGAAAACAAGAGGCCCUUUAAUUUUCAUGCCCACCCAUAGAUCUUACAUCGAUUUCAUCAUGGUAUUAACCUUGUAUAUUCUAGUGUUCUUAUGUGUUUUUCUCGUAUAAGAUUAAAUGUCCGCACAUAGCAGCUGCAGAAGACUUCUUGUCCAUGGCUUUGAUUCCAACUAUCUUAAGGGCCUCUGGGGCUUUCUUUUUGAAGAGGAAAUAAUUGGAAGAUAAUAUAUUAUAUAAAGCCAUCUUUUACGAAUAUGUUUAGAGAAUCUUGAUUGAAGAGUGUUAUUUAGAAUUCUUUAUUGAGGGUACUAGAUCUAGAACAGGGAAAACUUUAAAUCCAAAGUUUGGAUUGUUAAGCAUAGUUUGUGAUGCUGUUUUUGAUAAAAAGAUACCUGAUGCUACAAUAUUACCAAUUACAAUAAAUUAUGAGAAAGUUCUAGAGGCUGACACAUAUCCCUAUGAAUUACUAGGGGAAGAGAAGGUUAAAGAAUCUCUAAUUAGAGUUAUUAAGGCAAUUAAAAUAUUAUCAUCGAAUUUUGGUAGAAUUCAUGUUGGAUUUGGAAAAAUGAUAUCAGUUAAAGAAUGGUCAAAACAAUAAGGUUUAGAUUCCUUUGAGAAUAUUAGAGAUCGUAAGAGGGGAGUGGAGACCUUGGGUUACGAAGUAGCGUACUAAUUAAUUGAAGAAAUGGUUGUAAUGCCUACAGGGAUAGUUUCAACUCUGUUAUUGAUGAAUAGAAGAGGAAUUACAGAAGACUAAUUAAUAAAGAGAUUUGAAUGGGUGUUGAGAUAAAUCACAAAAAGAGGAGCAAAGGCUUCAAUUACCAAUAAUGGUUAAAGUGACGUAGCUGUGAGAAAUUCAAUUGGAUUCCUAUAGGAUUUGGUUGAUAAGAAGAAGAAGAAUGUAUUUGAAUUGACUUUGAUACCGAAACAAGAAUAUAAGAGCAUUUUAUUGUUAAGUUAUUAUAGGAAUCAAUUAGCUCAUAUAUUCUUCAGCGAGGGAAUAGUUUGUUGUGCUUUAAAUGGAUUUGGACAUUUGUUAUCCCAUAAGGAAGGAGUAAGCACAGAGAGAUUGUGGGAAGAGAGUGAUUUCUUGUUGAAAUUAUUAAAAAGAGAAUAUGUUAUAAGAAACAGGAUUACAUCCAAAGAAUAGAUGAUAAAUUUCCUUUAAUCUAUGAUAGAAAAGAAUGUUCUAGAGAAGGUCUAAGAAAAGAUCAGAGUUAAUCAAUAAUUCGGUGAAUAGGCAUCGUAAUUUACAUGUUCCCUCAUUUGGCCUUUGGUGGAAUGCUAUUGGGCUACGAUUGUCUAUUUAUAUUAAUUAAAAAGAGCAAGUGACACAAAUACAACGUUUGAAUUGUCUGAAUUGAUUACUUAAAUUUAAGGAUUCGCAGAACAGAUGUAUGGAGAACAUAUAAUGGAACAUUAUGAAAGUUGUUCGAUCGAAACCAUUAAGAAUGCUAUCAACACUUAUCAAACCAUGAGAUGUAUCGACAUUAGCAAGAAGGAUGAUUCUGAUCAAGUAAGUAUUGUAUUUACUGAUCAAGAGGUAAUUAUAUUCCUAUACUUUAGUUAUUGGAAGUUGAGGCUUAAGUUAAAAAAUAUUUAAAGAAUAAUUAUUCUAAAUCAAUAUCAAACCCUAUAGAUAUUGCUAGAUCUUUGUUAGAUUAUACCAUUAUACCCAAAUUAUGA